Molecule: messenger RNA, 1964 nt
Organism: Macadamia integrifolia
Lineage: Eukaryota; Viridiplantae; Streptophyta; Magnoliopsida; Proteales; Proteaceae
Product: PAP-specific phosphatase HAL2-like
Exons: 3
Coding region: 396-1565 (389 amino acids)
Biological process (GO): sulfate assimilation; phosphatidylinositol phosphate biosynthetic process
Molecular function (GO): 3'(2'),5'-bisphosphate nucleotidase activity
Source: RefSeq, a predicted model, not a curated record
GAUGAGGAUUUGCUUCAAUUUUUUUUUUUUGGUCUCUGUUCGUCGCCUCGUAAGAAGUUAGGAAUCUUAGGAGUCUUUACCUCUUAAAUUCCACGCUUCGAUAUUGCAGAAAUUGUGUGGAAGCUGGGAACAAACGCAUGUUGUGACCCUUCAGCCAUUUGGUCUAUAGAUUCGAUUGGAUUUUCCCUAAUUUAGUUAUUAAAUAGAGAGAUUAAGACUUUUGGUGAUGGAAUGCUUGAUAGAGUAUUUUAAUGGCGUCAAUCUGUGGAAGCCGCUCAUUGCGACCAAGCAUAUAGGAACUCCUCCUCCCUUCUCCAGUCGUAAAUGUCGUCUAAGGUCUCUUAUAAGAAGUGGGUUUUGUUUCAGAGAACCCUAGGUUUCACCAAAUACAGGCCAUGGAGGUGGAGGAGCUCAGAUCCUCGAAAUCCGAAAGGUACUCCAAGGAAUUGGAUGUUGCUGUUAGAGUUGUCCAAAUGGCUUGUUCUCUAUGUCAGAAGGUGCAGAAGCAUUUGAUUUCUGAGAGCAACGAUCAGGUUAAAUCCAAGGAUGACAAUUCUCUUGUCACUAUUGCAGAUUGGAGUGUCCAAGCAACUGUUAGCUGGAUGCUGUUAGAAAUAUUUGGGAGUGAAAAUGUAUCAAUUGUUGCUGAAGAAGAUAUCCAAACUCUCACUAAGGCUGAUUCAGUAGGCAUACUGGAAACUGUGGUGAAGACUGUCAAUGAUUGUCUGGUCGACGCACCCAAAUUUGGACUUACAGUUCCAGCUAUGGCUCUUGGAACUAAAGAAGUUCUUGAGGCGAUUAAUCGAUGCAACUCAGCUGGUGGUCCUAGUGGAAGACAUUGGGUACUGGAUCCCGUUGAUGGAACAUUGGGAUUUGUACGCGGAGACCAAUAUGCCGUAGCUCUAGCCUUGAUAGAGGAUGGAGAAGUUGCACUUGGAGUUCUUGGGUGCCCCAACUACCCAAUGAAUAAAGAAUGGUUAGAAUAUCACCAUUGCUAUUAUCGAAUCAUGUCUAAAUUGUCCUCUCCCACAUCUGAAUCUUGGGACAAAGGCUGUGUGAUGUAUGCAAGGAAAGGCAGCGGAGAGGCAUUGAUGGAGCCAUUGGUCAGGGAAAAUAGUAGCCUUGAUCUGUCAAACUUAGCAAGGACAAUUCGAGUAUCAUCAAUCGAUGAUCCAGCACUGGCUACAUUCUGUGAACCAGUUGAAAAUUCCAAUUCAAGCCACUCCUUCACUGCAGGACUAGCUCACAGCCUUGGGCUAAGAAAUCAGCCAUUACGUGUCUAUAGUAUGGUGAAGUAUGGUGCAAUAGCAAGGGGGGAUGCAGAGAUUUUUAUGAAGUUUGCAAAGGCUGGAUACAAAGAGAAGAUAUGGGAUCAUGCAGCUGGUGUUCUCAUCGUACAAGAGGCUGGUGGCGUGGUAACCGAUGCUGGAGGCUGUCCAUUGGACUUUUCUCAGGGUAUAUAUCUAGAAGGCCUCAAUCUAGGCAUAAUUGCCUGCUCUGAUGUUAAACUACAUCAGAAGAUCAUCAGGGCUCUCAACGCUAGCUGGGGCUCCUCUAACCUUUGAUGUUUGUUGUAUAUUCUCAAUGCAACAAUGGAGCAGAUAAUGCCUAUCAUUUUGCGGGGUAAGCUCAUCAAUAACUAACUAGCCAAAGUUGGAAAUCUCGCUAAAUGUGAUUUGUGACUUGGCGGAGUAGGUUCUUUUUUAUUAUCUUUAUUAUUCAGUCACUCAUUCGUUUCUAAACAAUGGCUGAAAUUUUUGUUGUUUUUUUUAUUAGUAGGUAGGGAGGGAAGUAGGUAACAGCCAGGAGGUUCGAACUUGAGGCCUCCUGGUGAGCAUGGUUUUUUUGUACACCACAGCUCACCAACUGUGCUAGACAGUUGUUUGAAAUUUUUUGUUAAUUCUGAAUGAAACUCAAAAGUUAAAAUUCUGAAGCUAUGCAAGUGGAUUUCUUAAGUUUUUCAA